Messenger RNA from Aedes albopictus (Asian tiger mosquito), 4006 nucleotides. Its product is annotated as glutaredoxin domain-containing cysteine-rich protein CG12206. The record is from RefSeq and is a predicted model, not a curated record. NCBI's taxonomy places the organism in Eukaryota, Metazoa, Arthropoda, Insecta, Diptera, Culicidae. The coding region runs from base 1366 to 3549 and encodes 727 amino acids. The transcript is spliced from 6 exons. Gene Ontology annotation, biological process: sensory perception of sound.
GUCCCACUGUGAACAGGUUUGCUGUGCAUCCGCACGAGCGGCGCCGGUUCCACCGACCAAACCAGCUCAGCUCAGUGUCAGUAGGGUAGAGCCAGUGUGGUGCUGCAAUCGUGUGUAUUUUUUUCGCUCGCUGUCCGUUGGUCAACGCCGCCACGCGCAGAAUCAGGUGUCUUUCGUUCGGUAUCGGUAUCGUUUGGAAAGAAAGGUGCGCCCAGCCAGUCAGCGUUAAAGAAGUGCCAAGUACGUCGGUCGGUUUACGACGACAAUUCCGGUUUGAGGUGAAGAUCAACAACUGCUGCUACGGGGCAGCAUCUGGGUUUUUUGUGACUGUGGUGACAACUCGUUCCCGGUAGCAGAUGGUGUUUUGUUCGGGGUGCUGUUUUUGAUGGUUCUGGAAUAGUGAUUAAGCAGGUGACUGAAAAGAAUUGCUCACAGGCUAAUGUUUUCGUGAACGAAAACCAAACAAAAAACAAACAAACCAGCCAGCUUCGAAAUCUAUAAGAAGAUUACGACAGACAGAAAGUGAAACUUCGUCGAUCGUAAGUGCCUCGCGGAGUGCUUGAAAAUCAUCAUAUAGAUGACGAUCGCCGUCGUGAGAGUGGGUGAAGAAAGCAACUAGCAGCGGUAGCAGCAGCAACAACAACAACAACAAUAGUAAUAACAGCAACCAGCAAAAUCAUUGUCUUGAGGUCGUUUCGAUCGUUCUCAAGAGUUUCCGCAACCAGCCGUCCAAUCGUAGAAAAGAAAAAAAAACAAAAGCAUUAAAUGGCGCUGAGCCAACCGCGCAAGUGAUCAUGCAUGCCGCCGCGGCAAAGUGAAUGCGCAAACGUGCGCCCGUGUGUGAAUGUGUGCUAGUCAGUGAAAAACAAGUGAAUAAGUCCGCGAAGUCGACGACGAAUACUGCUGUGGCAUACAAAUUCCAAACGAAAGGUGAAAAUAAGCAAACAAACUCCGCGCCAGCAGCGUUCGAACGGAGAAGAAGGAAAUAAGAAAAUCAAAUCAGCAUAAAUUUGUGUCGGAUCGAAGCAACCGUCGCCGCCGACUGCGAUCUGCUACCGCGCCACCGCCCAGGCCAGUACUAGUGGAAACGUAAACAAUAAUAACGCGAUCGCAUCGCAGUAGGCGCACGGUGAUUGGCUGUGCGACGCGACAUAAUUCUGGAAACUUGGUUGCACCGGGUUUCAAUAAAUACGUAAAUACGAAGUCGGGUCCGGGUGCCAAGUUUCGUUUCGUGAGAGAGGGAGAGCGUGAUUUUCCUUUGCGAGGAAAAUUCCGAGCGAGAGAAAGGGGGGCUUGAUUGCACAACGGUUCGAAAAAAAAACGAAGAAAGAGAUCACGCGAGAGGAGAAGAGAGCGCGUAGAAAGAUGGAUUCAACGGCUUCGCUACAUCAUCGGCUAACGUCCAUACAGAUAAGCGCCGAAACAACGGUUUAUACCAGCCUCGAUUCGAGCCUCGCAGCGUUGCAAAAUGCCAGCCAACGAAUGCACGAGGACCAGGUGGACGGGGCGAGCAGUCUACCCCCUGCCGUGGAGUUGCUGCUUUCGGCUGCAGCCGUUCCAGCCGCUUCGGUUUACGUCUCUGCCACAGAGCCCAGUGCAGAAAAACUUGUCUCGCAACGUGAGUCGUUGGAGAAAGAAGAAAGAGCCGAGGCGUUUCCAUUGAGAUCAUCUGCUGGUGCUGGUGCCGUUGCCCUUGGAAACCCCAGCAGUGGCAGCAGUCUGCUGGGAUCCGUCCAGGAGAAACCAUCGUCGCCGUGUUCGCCGCCGCCGCCGCUGUCGUUGCCCGUGGUAACCGAUCAGGAGUCGCACGUCGUUCGGAUUCAGAUUGUGCAAUCGAAGUGUUCUAGUCCAAUUAACGGUGUUGGCAACAUCAGUGUGACCAACCUCAACAGCAGUAGUGCUGCCAGUGUUGUGAACCAGUGCAAAUCUAAAGUGUCGAUCGUUUCGUUUGGACCUCCGGAUCAGUGUAGCCAAUCGCCAAGUCCUACCCCUUCGGUAGAAAUGGUCCAGAAGCAGUCCAGUCCUUCGGCGUCGCCAACCAAUGGCGCCAAAUCAGACCUGGUGGACGUCAACAACGCCACCUACCUCUACUACAUGAUGUCCUCAGGGCAGUGCUCUCCUAGUGACACCCUCGACAGUGGCACGUGCAGCGAUAUCGAAGUCACUCCGCCGCCACUCCCGAAAAAAAUGUCCCCAAAAUCCCCGUCGCCCCCGAAACACCCGGCUGCCCAGCACGCCACACUCAUGAUGAUAAGCCCGACGCCGUCCGAUAAGCUUAAUCAACCCGGUGGCGGAUAUCGCAGCAGUAACUACACCACCAGUGACAGUGACGAAUCCGAAUCCAGUCUGAGUUGCGACUCGCUCAACUUCUCACAGCUUUGCGGGAACGUCAGUGUCCUCGGACCCGUCUCGGACAGUCUUUCCGUGGUCACGACCAAUCCGCAAACUCCGGAACCGCUAUCGACCGCCGCGACCCCUACCAGUGACAGUGACCGCGAAAAUGUUAUCCCCGAGUGUCCCCAAAUGCCCCAAAUCAUCCCGAUAAAGCACAAAAUCGUCUCAAUCCUGCCGGACUCGCUCCUCAAGGACAUCCGCGAACGUUCGUCUACGGGAAGUGCCGCGCGCGAAGUCCCGUCCCCGUCGCCACCGCGCGAAGAGUCCACCCCGGUCGGCAUGACAACCACGCGCUCGAUCCUGAUGGAGAAGAUCAACAGUUUGAACAGUGUUGCCAAUUCCGCCGGGAGCAUUUCCUCCCUGUCCGAGAAGAACAAAUCGAUCAGUUUCGAGAACGACAAGUUCUACAAGUUCCACAUCAACGAACAUUCCACUUUACAGCAACAGCAACAACAACAGCAGUCGCCGAAUCAGCAGAACGGCUCGGUCCACCUGAAUGGGGCUGGCAACCACAGCUGUUCGUCGUCGGUCAUCGACGAUGACGAGAGCUUUGCCGGCUUCAAGGACCUGACCAGCGGAACAUCGACGAUCCGGAGCAACAAGGGAACGGUGCGGGGCGUCAAGAACCGAGUUCGCAACGGGAUUGCGACGUUUCUGCAGAUGCAACAGGCGAAUAUCAAGAACUACAAGGAAAAAGACGCCGGCAAGGUGGUAGUCUACACGACCAGCAUGGGCAUCGUGCGCGAGACCUACACCAAGUGUGCCAACGUGAAGCAGAUCCUGCGGACGUUGCUCGUCAAGUUCGAAGAGCGGGACGUGUUCAUGAGCAGUGACUACCAGCAGGAAAUCAAGGACCGAAUGCAGAGCGAAGCGAUCCAGGUGCCGCAGGUGUUCGUCGACGGGCAGCAUGUGGGGGACGCCGACUGCAUCGAGCGGCUUAACGAAAGCGGCGAGCUCCGGAAGAUGCUGAAACCCUACAAAUGCCUGGAAUCGUCUUUCACGUGCAAAACCUGCGGCGGCUACCGACUGCUCCCGUGCCCCUCGUGUGGCGGUUCGAAGAAAUCCAUCCACCGCAACCACUUCACGGCGGAGUUCAUCGCCCUCAAGUGCAUGAACUGUGACGAGGUGGGCCUGGUCAAGUGUCACAACUGUUGAGGAUGUGGGGUUCUGUUAGGUUGGGAACGAUAAUUUUAAGGUAUCCCCGUUUGUGUGAUUGGGUGCGGAUGCUUGAGAUAGAAAGGUUGAAUCGCUUCGCAAAUGCUUCAUGGUGACCAAUGAGAACCUGAAAUCGAGUGAAUGGAAUCGGAACCGUGGACCAAUGCAUGAGUUCACUCGUUUGGAGUGUAAGUGAUUCGGUGUUUACUCAAUAUUAACUCACUUCUGAAAAGAGUGGCACCGUGUUCACCUGAAUGGUGAACAUGGUUUUCCACCCAAACGUCAAACGAAUUAACCUUUGCGUGGACCCAUAACCGAUCGCUGACUUGGAAAACACACUUGCAAUACUAGUUUUUAGUAAUAACUACAAUAUAGGUAGAAGUUGUGAUACAAACAAAACAAUCAUUCUUCGGUUUCUAGCUGUAUAAGAUUACGCAAGUAAUAAAAUUUACACUGA